Molecule: messenger RNA, 2113 nt
Organism: Brassica rapa (field mustard)
Lineage: Eukaryota; Viridiplantae; Streptophyta; Magnoliopsida; Brassicales; Brassicaceae
Biological process (GO): protein deubiquitination
Molecular function (GO): cysteine-type deubiquitinase activity
Source: RefSeq, a predicted model, not a curated record
CGGCGAUCACACCAAGUGAGACACUGCGAGCUGAGAGUUUGGGAGUCAAAGAAAAGUCUAGACCCGUGGGAGGAUAGGGUUAGAGGAUUGAAGUCGUUUUGGGUUGGUUUGGAUGUUAAGAUCAAAAGGGAUUUUAUGAAGGUGAUUGCAAAGCUUAGAAGUUUUGUCAAGAGAGUACACAAAACCAAGGGACUAGAUGCCUUGGAAACAUGUCGAGCUAUAGGUAUGGAGAAGUUCUCUAGUGCUGAAGAAUGCAGGACUCAUCUUGAACAAGAGCAUGCUGCUGAUUUUAAACCUCAUUCGGCAAAGGAUAUGGUCAAGAGGAUAGGGAAGACCUGGGCUUAUAAGAUACUGGUUGGGGUGUGGGAACCAGUGGAUGCAGUUGCUGCUGUUGGAAUGAUCAAAACUCAGCUCGCUUACCUGCGGUUGAAGAGCGGAGUAAGUUACUCAAGGAAAUCAAGUUACUCAAGCAAUGAUAUAGUAUUGAAGUCCAUAAAACUUAUCCAAAAGGUUCUGCUAAUCGAUGCAAAGAUAUUGCUGAUUGAUAAUUCAAGGAUUAGAUUGUUAGACAAACUCAUACGGCUUUCUGUUUUUGACAACCGCUCUUAUACGCUUCAGCUGCUGAAACCUUUCUUGCUGAAUGAAAUUGUAAGUAUGGAAUCAAAAGUCAAGUUAGAUGCAGUAGAAGCUGAUAUUUUAGUCAACGAGGAGAAGAAGCCACUCAAAGAGGAGAAGUCACAGAGAAAAAAGACGAAAAAAACUAAAAGUAUUAAGAGAACUUCAACGAGCAUGUCUAGUCCCGUUGAUAAGAAUGUUGAACGGAUGUGUUGUAUUGGGAUGCAUAAUUCUUAUUUCUUUCAUUUGCGCAUGCCUGGAAAAGAUUCAGUGUCAGGAAACUUGGAGUCAGCACUUGGAGAAGGUGCAGCUAGAUAUAAUUCAGCUCUUGACAUGACGGUAAAGGCCCUCAUGAACAUAAACGUUCUUAAAGAAGAUAUAAAGUACAAUAAGCAACCAUUUCACGGCAACCUGGAAGAACAAGUUCCUUAUGAGCUACAAAAUUUAUUUAGUGCUGUUGUGUCAGGGGAAAUAAAAACUGAGGGAGUCUACAGUUUCAUCUUGAGAGACUUACUUGCUUCCCUAGAAGAAGCUAAGUCCAUGUCAAGUGGUGCUGCUGAGGUACUUGUAACCAUCCUUGAGUCUUGGCAUCGCUGGACAAAUUUAGAAAGAGAAAGCUUGGUGACACGCCUUUUUACAUUGGAGGAAAAUGAAAGAAUGCAUUGUAGAAAAUGCAGAAGGAUGCCAAAUUAUCCAGAGCAAAGUUCUUAUGGAAUUGUUAUGGCUGCAGAUUCAAUCCGAGACUUGAAGUGUACUUUUCGGAAUAUGAAGUUUGUGGAUAUUCUUAAGGUGAUGCGCAUGGAAUACAAAAUGUUAUGCGACAUUAAAUCUGGAGGCUGUGGAACGACAAAUUUUGUUCAUCAUGUUAUAAGUAGAUGCCCAUCUAUCUUCAUAAUCGUAUUAGAAUGGGAGAAGAGUGAAACAGAAAAGGAAAUUUUUGAAACAACAAAGGCUCUAGAGUGGGAGAUAGAUAUCAGCAGGCUGUACAAAGGCUUAGAACAAAACACUAACUACCGGCUUGUGUCUAUGGUUGGAUAUGGUGAAGAAGAAAGAGAACACAUAUGCAUGGCUUAUGAAAAGAGCCGGUGGGUCAAUCUCAGACGUGAGUCUUUAGCAGGAGAGGUUGUUGGCAACAACUGGAAGAAUGUGGUCAGAUUCUGUGGAGAAAGGAAGGUUCGGCCAGAGAUUUUGUUUUAUGAAGAGCUGCCUGAUCCAUGAUGGCCUAACAAGUGUAUAGAUAUGGGAUAUGUUGAUGCAACCUAAUUAGAAGUAUAAUCUAGAAUCAAGUUGUUAGCCAUGGGCAACUUGAUUUUCUCAAGAAACACCAAACUCCUUAACCUGCAACUAAUGACAUAAUAAAAUAAUAUAACCAACAAUGUAGCUGGUUUAAGAUAAUACUUGUAAAGUCUAUGGAUAAAAUAGGCUAAAAAUCAGUAAUAUUCUAGUUUGUGGUAUAUAAUGAAAGGUUAAUAAAACUUUUAAACAUUAUUUUUUGGUC